Fonsecaea multimorphosa CBS 102226 is the source of this 4389-nucleotide messenger RNA. RefSeq lists its product as uncharacterized. The transcript is spliced from 3 exons. Gene Ontology annotation, cellular component: plasma membrane; cytoplasm. Gene Ontology annotation, biological process: endosomal transport; endocytosis. Bases 1 to 4389 code for a protein of 1462 amino acids. The record is from RefSeq and is a predicted model, not a curated record. Gene Ontology annotation, molecular function: actin binding; calcium ion binding. NCBI's taxonomy places the organism in Eukaryota, Fungi, Ascomycota, Eurotiomycetes, Chaetothyriales, Herpotrichiellaceae.
AUGUAUUCGUCUUCGAAUUCGUUUUUGGGCGGUACAAACUCUGCGCGCCCUGGUCCUGCGCCUGGAGGCUUCGGACCACAGCAAUCGUUCGGCUCGUUCAAUCAAGCUCCUCCGCAACAGCAAUCGCCCUUUGUUCCGCAGCCCACCGGCUUCCCCGGUCAGUUGCAAGCUCAACAGACUGGCUUUCCAGGUUUUCAGCAGCAGCAGAGUUUUCAAGCUCCUGCGCAGCAACCUCAGUUUACGGGCUAUCCUCCUCAAAACCAACCCCAACAACCCCAGUUUCAACAGCCUCCUCCCCAGGCGCCAGCUUUCCAGCAACAGCCCUCCUUCCAAGCUGCUCCUCCACCUCCUCCAGCUCCUCCGCAGCAGCCACCGGCCGCUGCUCCUCUCCGUCCCCAGCAGACUUCGGCUCAGAUCGCGGCCUCUUUUACUCAGGGCUCGAGCACCGCGCCUGCGGCAAGGAGGAGGCAGAGUAAGAGCUCCAGCAGGAUCCCAAACAUUCGGCUGUCUUUCAUCACUGCUACCGAUCAGGCAAAAUUUGAGCAGUUAUUCAAGUCUGCCGCGGGGGAUGGCCAGGCAUUGAGUGGAGAGAAGGCCAAAGAUCUGCUUCUAAGGUCAAAACUGCCCGGCAGUGCCUUAUCGCAGAUAUGGAUCCUCUCGGACACUACAAAAUCAGGCCAGCUCCUUUUCCCGGAGUUCGCUCUCGCCAUGUAUCUGUGCAAUCUGAGCUUGACUGGAAAGGAGCUGCCUAGUGUGCUUCCUGAGAAGAUCAAGAACGAGGUGUCAAGCAUGGUCGAUAUCAUCUCGUUUGGAGUACCAGAUGAGAAGCCUUUGCCGCCGACGCGGUCGAAUAUGCCGAACUUUGAUGCUCCUCUAAGGCAGAAUGCUGUUUCUCCCCCAGCUCCUCAGCAGCCAACCCCGCAGCAGCCCUCAAACCAGCAGCUUUUGUCACAGCUCACUUCCCAGCCGACGGGCUUCUACAAUCAGGCCACAGGGUUUCAGCCCGGGCUCCAGUCGCAGCCCACGGGCUUUCCAGGGCUACCACAGGGACUGCAGGCUCAACCCACUGGUUUUGUGAAUCCCGCUCAGCCUGCUGGUUUUGGCGGCGCUCGGCCUUCGAUGUCCCUCAUGCCCACUGGUGGCUUUGGUUCUAAUGUUUCACCGCAACAGACAGGCCCUCUGCAAACGCAGCCGACUGGCCUUCCUGGCCAGUGGGGCUUUGUGAACACGCCUGCUACUGGUUUACCAAACAUCGAGGCUCUUCAACAGCGUUUGAUGCCCCAAUCUGGUCGCGAAGCCGGUGGCUACACAACGCAAGGCCUGUCUGGGAGCGCGAAGAUUCCUUGGGCGGUCACCAAGGACGAGAAAAGGAUCUAUGAUCAGCUAUUCAAGGCCUGGGACGGCCUCGGCAGAGGUUUCAUUGCAGGAGAGACAGCAAUUGAGAUUAUGGGUCAGAGUGGUCUGGAGAGAUCCGACCUGGAAUCGAUUUGGACAUUGUCUGAUCCUAACAACAAGGGUCGGCUGAACAUGGACGAGUUCGCUGUGGCGAUGCACCUUAUCUAUCGGAAGCUGAACGGGUACCCGAUCCCAGCGCGACUACCCCCCGAGCUCAUUCCCCCAUCUACAAAGAAUUUUAAUAGCUCUAUUGAUACCGUCAAAACUCUCCUGUCCCAGGACGCUGAGGCCAGAAAAUCGUCGGGCGCAUUCUUGCAGCCACAAAAGACCGGUGUGAGCUAUUUGAAGGAUCAUUCGUUCCGCAGCGGCUCUGCAUCACCCAACUUUGGCCGCAAGGAUGCGACUGUCUUCCGCAACAAUGACGAUGACGUUGGAUAUCGUUCGAGUGCCAGAAGACGCCUUGGACACGGAGGUAGAACCCCUUCCCCGGCGCCAUCAUCGGAUAUGGGAGAGAGUGUCUAUGAUGACUUGACGCCCGAUCAAAUCAGGAAGAAGAUUCGGGAGAAGAAGAUCUUGCUCGACGCCACCGACUUCCAGGAUGAGCGACAAGCGGAUGAUGAUGAUGUCUUGGACCGAAGGGAUAGACGAGAGGCUGAAGACCUUUUCAGGCAGAUCCGACGAAUUCAAGACGAUAUCGAUACGCACCCCAAUUCUGGAUUCGCUGGCGGCGAUACAGGCGCAGAGAGGAGGGUAAUGAGAAGAGAGUUGCAACGAUACCAAGAUCGCCUGCCAGCGUUGGCGUCAGACGUAAGAAAGGUGGAGAAAGAAAUUGCUGAAGCCAAGCUACAACUUUUCCGCUUGAAGGACGCCAAAGCUCACCCGAACAGUGCCUCCAACAUUGUUGGAACUGGACCCAAUGGGACGGUCACCGAAGCCGACCGCAUUAAAGCACGAGCGCGCGCCAGAAUGCAAGCUCGAGCUGCUGAGCUUGCUGGGCGCCCUGCCCCUGCUGCAGAUGACGAAGCUGGUGCGCAGAGUCGCUUGGAGCAAGAGACUUCCAAGGUCAAAUCGGAACAAGAACGGCACGAGGCCAUGACUCGAGAUGUUGAGGAGAGUGUAAAAGACUUUGUUACGAGCCUCGAAGAUGGGUUACGGGACCAAGGCGAGAAUGCGACCCAGGAGCACGAGCGUAGGAGGUGGGAGGAGGCUCUUGGCGUGGAAGAUGAGAUCAAAGAACUCAUAUACGACUUGCAACGGGGCAGCAGGACCGCAAAGAUUCGGAAAGAAGAACAAUCCCGCCCAGCCAGAAAAUCGUCCCGCGACUACUCUCACGAGGAAGCCAAAUCCACAAAUGGUAACUUGCCUUCGCGACCAGCUCCCACAUCGACCCCGUCAACCUCUUCCGUGACAACAGGCCAGUCUCAUCAGGAUCGCAUUGCGACUGCAAAGGAGAAGGCUCUGAAACGUAUCCAAGAGAGAAUGGCUGCUGCUGGUAUCAAGCCAGCUGGGGAGUCUAGUGAAACUCCCCAGCAGCGCCAGGAACGCGAGAAGCAAGAGAGAGCCGAACGACUUCGCAAAGCCGAAGCCGAAGAUGCCAGGCGUGAGCAAGAACGACAGCAGAGACUCGCCAACGAGGGAGUAACGCCCCCAAGUCCGAAAGCAGAAAAGAAGCCGCCUCCUCCGCCCACUCGAAAGCAGAGACAAGACAGCACAGAUUUUUCUGCGAAGAAGGCUGCUGAGGCAGCAGCCCGGGCAAAGGCAGAAGAAGAAGCGGCUGCACAGAUUAGGGCAGAGCAGGAAGCAGAGGCGCGGGAACGCGAACGAUUGGAGGCCCAAGCCAAGACGCAAGAAGAGGAGCUUGAGAAGGAACGUGAGGCCGCUCAAGCCCGCUUGCGAGCUCUUGAAGAGCAAGUUAAGGCGGGUAAGGUAAAGAAACAGGAAGAAAAGGCCCGAAAGAAAGCAGCAGAGAAAGAGGCCAAGGAGAAGGAGGCCAAGCUUGCUGCGCAAAGAGCCGAGCUUGAGGCGGCUAGAGAGAGAGAACGGCAACUUCAGCUUCAACUUGAGCAUCUUGGGGACGAGUCGUCAUCCGAGGAUGAUGAUGAGGGCCCACAACAGGCUACGCCUCAGGAGAGCACUCCCGCAACCAGCCAAAUGCUGACUGGCUCAGUCGCUUCACCACCACCAAGCACUGCUGCUCCGGAACCCUAUGCCAGCAGUGGUUAUGAGCCUACCCCAGUGUCUAGCCCUCCGGCUGCCGAAGAAUCGAGGAACCCAUAUUUCCGAAAGCUGUCCCAAACACAACCGUCAGAGAAUGGAAAGCCAGUCUUCUCCCCGCCGCCUAUUCCGCAAGCUCAGACGUUCUCGCCUCCACCAAGCGCUCCUCCUCCGCCUGCGGAAAGCCUGCCCUCGACUAACCCUUUCCACCGAAUGGCUCAACAAGAGGCCGCGAAGCCGUUGACUCCCAGCUUUACCGGUGCCCAAUCGCGGCGUCGUCCCGAAGAGGAUGAAUGGUCUGCUGCCGGGUCCGAAAAGGAUGAAGACAGUGAUGACGAAGCCGACCACCCCGGCGGAGGAUCAGCAAAGCAUUUGGCUUCCAUUCUGUUUGGCACAAUGGCACCACCCAGACCACUGUCCGCCAUGGAUAGCAAGCCUCAGACGCCUGUCCAAGAGCCGCCACCCGUUCCAGGUGCAUUUGACUCCGGCUCCGCUCCGCCGCCUCCACCGAUCCCCGGAACUGGUGCACCAACGGCACCACCGCCUCCCCCUCCAAUGCCAGACUCUGUUGCUUUCAAUGCACCACCGCCACCUCCCCCUUUCCCGACCUCCGAUGCUCCUGGAGGUCCGCCGCCGCCUCCGCCGAUGCCCGCUCCAGCCCGUGCUGGAACUGGUGACAUCGGGGCUUUGCUGGGAGAGAUUCAGAAAGGUAAAGGGCUGCGAAAGACUGAAACGAAGGACAGGAGCGCAAGCGCUGUCGCAGGAAGAGUCCUGGGGUAA